AAUAGCGGCCGCAGUCGCGAAGGCUCGCUGCUCACGGUGAGAUCGUGGUACGUCGGGAUCGUCAACGGAGAACGGUGUCGAUCGUGAUCGAUCGAUCGAUCGUUGUCGGUGGUGAACGCGGCGAUUCCCAACGUGACAAGAAGAACGAACGGAAAGACACGCCACACGUGAGAAUACAUCGUUCAGGAUCAGAACACGAAAAAGACAGAUAGAUAGAUAGAUAGAUAGAGAGAAAGAGAGAGCGAGAGAGAGUGAGAGUGAGAGAGAGAGAGAGUCUGGUGAUCUCGUUUUUUAUCGAUUGUCCUCAAAGAUUCGCAACAUCGAUCGAUGGUCGCAUUCACAACGACCGAUUCAACGCGCGGGAAAUAAAAGACCGCGUAAACUGCCGGUACGAUUCUGCGCAAUGACGACGUCUUACCGCGCACAAACUAUUAAAUAUUUCUAACAAAUUGCAUGUAUGAAUUUGAAGAAAGUAAGUGGUAAUUGGUUUGAAUUUAACUGGAGACUGAGUAACAUUGAGUGAUCAAGUUUGAUCGUUGAUGUAAUAUAUUAUCAAAGUAAGGUUAAGCGGAUGUUUGUCAUUUGGUACGAAAUAGAAUAACUCAAAGUGCACGAGGAGUGUAUCUGAAAGAACCACAGUGGUGAUUUAGUAGUGAGAAACGACGAGUCUCGUUGAAAGAAAUGCUGAUACGUUCUGUUGGUGGAUCUAUAUAGUUGCGGCAAGAUUGGAAGAGUAACUGCAAACAAAGAGAGAUGGAGAAUCCUUAAGACAUCCAGGUGGUUUCGCCGCAGGCAGCCGCGAGAGAUGUGGUCACGCACGCGAUUCUUGCUCCUGGCGUGGAUGAUCGCGUUGCUGGCUGGUGUACGGCUCAGCAACGGGUCGCAGAGGCCGCGUCUCGGCGGCGCCGUCAACAUCUUCAGCCGUUACGGUUACCUCAGCAUCAGCAUGAGAGUGGUCCCCAGAAACGACACCGACACUUGGAUCUUCCGGGAACCGACCCUAGAUGUUUUCAGGAAUCCAACCCCCAUAACGACCAAACAACGCCAACAGGCAGCGGUGUUCGAUGGAGACUUUCAUAUGGAGUUCUGCGAUAAUGUUCGUCAACUUCUGCAAGCUUACUUCCGGGACUUCACGUUUGAACGACUGGAAAGGCCAUGGCGAGCGUUUAGCGCCAGCUGGUCCAAGGCGGCCAUUGCUCGUCAUUUGGGCAUCAACUCGUCGUUCAUCACCGGUGAACAUUGUUACGUGCUGGUACGCGUUGCCAGGUUCCGUGAGAAUCAGAAAUUGGCUGUUACAGCAGACUCGAUGAUUCUGGACGAGGCUGUUCUCCGGGAAACAGAAAACGUUACGGUUGGAGAUACUGCCAGCGUGGUUCGGUUCAUCAAGCACUUCGGAUCGCACUAUAUUGCUGCUUAUGUUACUGGCAAUUCUUUGUAUCAGGUGUUCGUGUAUACGCAACAAGCAUAUCUACGUAUCAAAGAGCGGCUAAAGACCCGUGGUGUAGCAGAUUUAUCGAAUAUCGAGUUGAGCAACUAUUUUUCGCCGUGGUACGCGGAGCACAUGGGCUCGAUACAAGCAGCGAGCGGAAACCGCACCGUCGAGGCUUGGGCGGUAGAACGGCUUCGAAACCAAUACUACAUUUUCUCGUAUGCCAGCUUGCUGAAAUUACACGGUGAUGCGAUGUUGCUAAAGCAACUGGACGGUUUGUUGGAGAACGAAGCGUUACUACAGCUUCAAUUGAAGACGCUCGCGCCGAUCUUCAAAGAUCCUCAACGACGUGAGUGGUUCCUCGAGGUGAUCGACAAUUACUUUAAGUUAUGGGAGGUGAACAUGUGAAGUAGAACGAGACAUGUCCCGAAAGGAGAACAUUGAUACACCUCCGUUUCACUUACGUAAAAUUACGUACCGGUAUGAUCUGUACGUGGAAGACCACGCGUAUACGCAUACGUAUUUAAUUUAGAAGACGUCGGCCGAUGACUUCGACGUGAAACGAUCAUUCGUCGUUGUGAAACGAUUCCUAGUGCUCGAAGAGUCGUUAGUCACGGUCCGCUGGAAGUUCACUAUUGUUUCUCCGUCAAACGGAUGCUAGAUUUUCAUAGAGAAACGCCCAACUACUAUAUUAUUAUUAAAUAAGUAUUUAUUAUAUUAUAAUCGAUAAUAGAAAACAUUUUUAUACAAACGUUUUAAAUAUAUAUGUACAUCACAAGCAAUUUUCGUAUAAGUGACUGAAAAAUGCGCGACGUCCUGCUUCCAUGUUUGUCGUUUCGCUUUUGAUACCGGUUUAAUAAAUUUAUGUUGCAUUCCCGUUUAAGCUCUUCAAGGGCGUAGCGACAAACGCAGAAACAGAACUCGUGAUCUUUUUUCUUCUUUCUCGCGUUGAUUUUCUUCUCGAGCGUGUUCGAACUUUGAUAAACCGAUGUUUUUAAAAAUAAAUCUACGCAUUGUGUAUUUUAUAAUACGUUCUAUCCUUACGAACUUAUGGACGUUACCGUUUCUUUUUUUUUUAUCGAAAUGAAUCGAUAUAAGUAUUCGAGUAUAAAAGAAUGGUUAGUUUGUAUGUUUCGAACGAACGAACAAAAGUUAUUUUAUUGGCACGAUGGAACGACUGAUGAAUAAAAAUUAUAGAAAAAGUCAGUUUAUUUGAUCUUGUUAAGCAUUAAAUGUUAUUAUAUCUUAUUUUUAUGCUUGCUUA
Molecule: messenger RNA, 2693 nt
Organism: Bombus pyrosoma
Lineage: Eukaryota; Metazoa; Arthropoda; Insecta; Hymenoptera; Apidae
Gene: tsl
Product: torso-like protein
Exons: 3
Coding region: 806-1837 (343 amino acids)
Source: RefSeq, a predicted model, not a curated record